UCGAGGCAUAGCUCUGACACGUAGGGCAGCCACACCAUGUUCUCGACAGGCAAGAAACCCAAGACACCAGGUCGGGGCACCCCUGGGACUCGCGGAGCCCGAUCAAGCAGCAGACUGAGAGAUGCUGAGUUAGCUCUCCCGGAGAAUCUGCACAAUGGCCUGCAGACACAGGCACCACCAAGUACUGUGCGCCAGGAGACUCCCCUCCAACAUCCUCCUGGACACCCUUACGAGAACAGGAGUCACCCUGCCACAGAUGUCAGCUUAAAAGAAAAGUCCGCAGCAGCACAACCCAACGCUUUGCUCUGGCCCCCCGAUCAAGGACAUGCGAUGCUUUCAGAACGCGCCGCGCCGCCCCGGAAGGAAGACAAAGCGGAGGAAGUGCGCAUCGACAUUGUCGGCGACCCAGCCAAGUCGGACGAAAACAUGGCGGAAGAGCGCCCUUUUUCCAGUGGAAGGGAGGAAGCUCAGGAGCAGCCGGCGGAGGGGGACGAGGGACCCGACAGCAAAGCUCAGGUCAAGGUUUUGAAGCACUACAUCGACUUCACAUUGACUGGCGUGCUGGACGGCGUGGUCGACGGCCUUCGCCACGCUGGCGCGUUCGACGAGAGCGGGAGACGGAACGGCUUCGCACGGGCGAGCAGGUCGUUCGUUGACGCACUCGGGAAGAGCUGGACGAACGAGAGUGCCAAUGCGAGCCUGGUUAUACGGGGCUAUCUGGCUGAUAAGCAGCGGCGCCACGCGCGCUUUCUGGAGUUUGUCUCCAGACUGGGGGUGGUAGAUGAGCUGCGAAGCACCAGCGCUCUCACGGCGAUCCUCGAGCAUUCGGAAAAGAUCGCCUCCGCCGUGGCCCUGCGCGAGUUCCAAAACGCUGCGUCCGACUUCGCUCAGCAGUCCGCACCCGGCCCAUUCACACCAUCCGAAACGGACCCCGGACAGGCCACGCUGACGGUCGUAAGGGCGGCGGGGGAGCGCGGCUUGAGGCGACACGUGGCGCUCAGCGGAAGGGACAGCGUGGAGGUGUUCUACACUAGGGUCUCGAGCCUGGAAGACUUCUUCUCGAGCCUGACGUCACACGCCGCCGCCGCCUGCUUCGCUGACGUCAGCCAGGCGCCGCUGCGGCUCCAGGCGGAGCGGGUGUGCGAGCUGAUGGACGCUGCGGGGCGGGUCGUGGAGGCGGCGAGAAAGACCAGAGACGCGCACGCAAGCAGUUUCGAAUCAAUCCCGGGUCUUCCCUGGACCGCUUCUCCCCCAGUUUUGGACGGCCUCUGGACGCUCUGCCGCCUCGCUUCGGACGUCCAAACUAGAGCGGCGUCCUCGAACCCCUCCCUGGUGCCCCUGAUCAAUCAACGGCUGAGAUCGCUCGGGGAGAUGCUGCUGGACGGCCACAGAGAGUCGCUCGAGGCCACGCUGCAAGCCGGGGGGAGGGCUGACGUCAUCGGGGCGCGGAAGGAGUAUGCUGCGCGUCGGGACGUCCUCCUCCGCGCGCAGCUGCACUUCGUCCGUGGCGCGGCGACAGCUGUCCCUGGCGGAGACCAAUCGGGGCCGGGAUCAGAGGUCGAGAGGGCCCGGGCGACCACCCGCGAGUACGCGUACCUUGCGGCGGUCGCCAAAAAGCACGGCUGCUUCGAGGUAUUAGCCGACAUUUGCGAGGACCGGGGGGACGAUGCCCGACUGCUGGACUACAUGAAGGCCGACCCCCCCGCCGCGUCUGAAGGCCGCUUCUCGCUGUUCGUCUUCGAGCGGUGCUUAGCGCAGAGAGAGGAGUCGCGGCUUUUGCGGUUUGGCGACCAAGGGUUUGGGAGGGAGCUCGGGCGCUUCUUGGAGGGGCGGCCGCGGCUACGGUGGCUCCACGAAAUUGGACAGCAGGAGUUCUCGGACGCUGCGGACACUCUGGCGUCGAUCAGCGGCACCGAGGAGCUGCCGUCCGUGUCCGAAGCGCAGCUCCGGCUCCAGCUGUGCGUGGAAAAGCUGGCCAGGCUGGCGGCGCCUAGAACUGCGAAAACGGAGGCACUUUUGGAUACAUUGGACCGGCGAAUAGGGCUUAUCGAUCUGCAGGUGGAACACGGCGUGUCUUCCGGGCGCCCCCUCCCCCCCGCGCAACUCAUUGAAGAGCUUCUAAAAGGCGACCGGGGGGUAGUACCGGCCGCUUUCGAGGCAUUCUCUCUGGCAGGGCCGUCGUUCGUUGCGGAGAACCGGGCACUGGUCGAGAGGGCCUGGCUUAAGGCGGCCAGCUUGGACGAUUGGCUGGCAUUUCAAAAAGCUUACGUCAGCGAGGGAUGGAGUGACGCCAUGUACCUCGAAGAGUUACAGAAGACGGUGCUCUGCUCGGCGGCCGCAAACUUAUACGCUCGGGAUGGAAGCUACUCAAUGACGGAAGUAAUGCCUUUGAGAAGCGGAGAUGGGAACCAGCAGUGGUCGGUACAAGCAAUGCUGUCAAAGCACGCUAGUUUCGCAGCAGCAGCAGAGGUGAUGCUCGAUGCCGUGGCGUUUGGGUCUGGUAGCGAAGGGGGCGGGCUUGAGGGAGGUUCUAGCACGAUGCUUUUGGACUAAUCAACGCAAGUGCACGACGGUCAGCUUGGACGGACAUUGCCUUGAAUAUGAG
Messenger RNA from Klebsormidium nitens, 2605 nucleotides. NCBI's taxonomy places the organism in Eukaryota, Viridiplantae, Streptophyta, Klebsormidiophyceae, Klebsormidiales, Klebsormidiaceae. The record is from the annotation of a GenBank genome assembly.